AUGGAGUGUCACAUCCCGCAGCAGCCACAGCACAGACAUUCGAUGGGGGCGGUGGCUGAGUGGCGAUGGGGUCAGUUCCGGAUAGGGGCGCAACGGUGGUGCGCCUGGCGGAAGCUCUCCCGACCGGUGCAGGCACUGCUGGUGGUGACCGUGCUGCUGCUGGCCAUCGUCGGCCGGAGUACGGUGAGCGGUGAGCCGAACUGUCCGUCUGCCUGCCAGUGCAAAUGGAAGGGCGGCAAGCAGGCAGUGGAGUGUUUGAGUGGCAACCUGUUCACGAUCCCGGAGAACAUCGACCACUCGACGCAGGUGCUGGACGUGUCCGGGAACAAUCUGCAGAUUAUAUCGAACGAAACGUUCGUCCGGUCGAAUCUGCUCAACCUGCAGAAGCUGUACAUGCGAGACUGUCGCAUCGGUCAGAUCGAUGACGGUGCGUUUGCCGGGUUGACGAAUCUGGUCGAGCUGGAUCUGUCGAUCAAUCUCCUCACAGCGGUACCGUCCGCUGCGUUCCAGCACAUCGUUUCGCUGCGUGAUCUUACGCUCGCGCGCAACCACAUCCAGAAGAUUGAGAGUCACGCGUUCCGGAACGUGACGGCACUGACCAAGCUGGAUCUGUCGUUCUGCAGCAUCCAGACGAUUGCACCGCAAGCGUUCGAAGGGCUGGGUUCGCUGCAUUCGCUCAAGCUGAACGGCAACCAGCUGUCCGAGUUGCGCCCGAAGACGAUCGAAACGCUGAGCCGACUGCACGGCAUUGAGCUGCACGAAAACCCUUGGGUGUGCGACUGUCGGUUGCGGGCGGCCAAACUGUGGCUGACGGAGCACAACAUUCCGUACCCGAUCGCACCGACCUGUGCCGGCGGGCCCGAGCGGGUGAUGGACAAGACGUUCGGCGAGCUGCAGGUGGAUGAUUUUGCCUGCAAGCCGGAGAUGUUGCCGGUGCGUCGCUUCAUCCAGGCGUACAGUGGCGAAAAUGCGACGAUCGAGUGUCGCAGUUCGGCCGUCCCGUCGGCCACCGUCAAUUGGUACUGGAACGGGAAGCUGCUGGUGAACAACUCCCACUUCAGUGCGUACCAGCGUGUGCUGGUGUACGAGCAGGGUAACUUCGAGAAGCGCAGCAAGCUAACGCUCACGAACGCGCAGGAAACGGAUUCGAGCGAGUUUUACUGCGUGGUGGAAAAUCGGGCCGGUACGGCCGAGGCGAACUUCACGCUGCACGUUGCGAUGCGCGAUAUCGCGAUCGAUAACCGGCAGAUCAUAGGGCUGAGCGCGGCCCUGGUCAUACUGAUACUGUUCAUCCUGCUGAUCAUACUGUUCCUGCUCGUGCGAUUACGGCGCAUACCGAUGACGGAGACGAAAACUCCGAACCAGGUCGAGGUGAUCACGUCCGUAAGUCCCUCUAGCAAUGUAAAUGGCAAGGUGGCGACACCUAUUAACGAUUGUCAUUCUCCAGAUCGAAAAAACGCCCCCGGCGAUCUAAAGUGCUGCCCGUCGUCGGCGGCCAAUCCGGUACAGAAGCCACCCCGGCUGACCGACCUGCCGUACUCGACGUCCCAUUACGACGGUGGCGGUAGUCUGAUCGCGUCCGGCCAGUGUUUCGUCUCGCCGACGCAUUCGCUCACCGGGAACAAUCCGGACCUGAUCAACGAUACGAAGCGGCUGGGCAGUGGCACCGAUCUGGCCACCGGCAGCGUUGGUGUUCCACCCGCGACCGACCCACUCGCCCAUCUCAGCCAGCUGCAGAUGCAGGCCACCACCGCACUCAACACCGCCCUCGCGCUGAUGGACCCGGUCGAGCGGCCGGGCAGUGGCGAGUAUAGCCGGGCCGGUUGCGACUCGCUCUAUCCGUCCGGGCUGUGGGAAACGCACAGCUCUAACCUAGCGACCACCGGACUCGAACAUGGUGGAGGUGGUGGUGUCGCCAGCCACGGGCCCUACUCCGACAAGCUGCCCAUCCUCGGUUCAUCCACGACCGGACCGACCAUGCUGAACCUGGACGACGAAUCGUCCUCCGUCGACUACCUGAGCCGAACGUUCCCGCGUACCCAUCUCAACACCGGCCUCUCGCUUGCCACAGCCACCACCGGACAUGCCGGCGCGUAUGGACCGGCGGGCGCUUCCGGUGCGCCGUCGACAACCAACAGUGGCGGCGGCGGUGGGUACCCCGCCGACUACGGUCUCCCGAUCGUGCCCGGUGCGGAGCAGCUGCACAACAAGCUGGCGAGCGUACAGCCGGCCCAUCACGGCAGCACCGGCAGCAUGCCGAUGAACGCGAAAACGCUGCGGGUGUGGCAGAAGGGCGGUGUGCCGGUUCUGCCACCGGUGACCGCCUUAAAACGUGCUUUAUCCAACAGCCGCAACUCGCCCGACGAAGGCUACCAGGAGGGCUGCGGGACGGAUGUGUAGUCCAGCUUUUAGGCUUUCCGCUUGCCCUCGCU
Molecule: messenger RNA, 2432 nt
Organism: Anopheles marshallii
Lineage: Eukaryota; Metazoa; Arthropoda; Insecta; Diptera; Culicidae
Product: amphoterin-induced protein 2-like
Exons: 1
Coding region: 1-2400 (799 amino acids)
Cellular component (GO): plasma membrane
Molecular function (GO): protein binding
Source: RefSeq, a predicted model, not a curated record